This is a messenger RNA of Penicillium manginii, 771 nucleotides long. RefSeq lists its product as uncharacterized. The transcript is spliced from 2 exons. The record is from RefSeq and is a predicted model, not a curated record. The coding region runs from base 1 to 771 and encodes 256 amino acids. NCBI's taxonomy places the organism in Eukaryota, Fungi, Ascomycota, Eurotiomycetes, Eurotiales, Aspergillaceae.
AUGCACCUCUCCGCUUGGAUUUUCAUUCUGUGUUUGAAAACCGCGAUUGCCAAAGCCACCUGCUAUAGUCCAGACGGCAAUGAAGUGACCGAGGAAUCUUACGUCCCUUGCAUUGCCAUUGAUGGCGUACACUCCAUGUGUUGCAAGAUGAAUCAUACAAAUCCGGAUACAUGCGAUCCAAAUGGACUAUGUUUCUCAACCAAGGGCUACUACUGGAGAGAGUUCUGCACAGAUCCGACGUGGGAAAGUCCGAACUGCCUACCUAAAACCGUCUGCUCUGACAAUACAGGUGGACAAUCGAAUCGAACGGCUAUGUUGACGCCAUGUCUAGGUGACUCUGCAGGGUCAUUCUGCUGCGGCAAAAAUAGAGACUGUUGCGGAACUGGAAACGAGACAACCCUAAACUCCACACUCGUCUCAAUCACUCCCUUCAAUUCCGCAGAAACAACGAGUGAAUCACAGAAUGGCGAUGGCGAUUCAUCGUCGAAAGUUGCAAUCGGGGUUGGUGUUGGCGUCCCUCUGGGUGUACUGGCUAUCUCAAUGCUUGGCUUCGGGUUCUGGUGGGGCAGGAAAAAAGCGCGCGCCGAGUCGCAAGCACUUCAGGGUCAAUUCCAGAGCCAAAUGGAAAGCAUUCAGCAAAGUGAACCUCGGCAACUAUCUUCGAAACCGAUACUCGAAGCUGAUCACGGCACUAUCGGACCCACCGAGUUGCCAAACGGCGACGAGGAGAACAAACCAAUACACCCCAUACCUAACGCCACAGUCGUUUAG